AUGGCGAACCUUGUUGUUUUGGCUUUUGCCGCUGUGCUUUUGUUUCUUUUCUUUCGAAUCUUAAAUCUGAUAGACUCUCCUCGUGUACCCAAACUUUUCGCUCCUAAAAGUGCAUUUAUAAAUGAAGUUUUGCUGUCAUGUCCGAUCCUCUUUGAAAGGUAAGGUAAAAUGCUUACAAAAGCGAUCGCAAUAUUGCAGUAAGCUUGAGCUCACUAUCAAUUUUUAUUUAUUAAAUUUCAGUGAAAUAAGCUUAAUAGUUAUAGCGAGUUAAGUUAUUAUCAAUCGCAAAGCAAAAUUGUUUUUGGAAAACUGGAAUAUAUUUAAGACGAUUAAGACACCUUGUCAUACCUUGAGCCCUUCAAGACCCCGGGGUCUUAGAGGGUGGGGGUUGGUACUACGACUCAGGUAACCAGGCAGUAAGUAAAAGAAACCUUCGCCCUAAUCUAUAACAUAAAAGUGUUCUUUCUGGAUAAUGUGUUUAUACGAGUUCUCAUUUAUUUUGAAAAAUGAAAUUUUGUUUGGGCCACUUUUGUCAGUGAAAGUGUGAGAUCAGAUAAUAAAUUAUGUUUGUGCUGAAAUUUUUCCAGAUAUCAACCACCUCUUCUCUGGGGUAAAAAUGGACACUUGCAGACCCUUAUAUCAGCAUUGUUUGGUCGCAAAUCAUGUCCGAUACUGACUGGAACUUUACACCGAACACAACUGGCAGAUAGAACCAUUGUUACCUAUGAGAUUUUUGAACCUGACAUGAGUCCAUCAUCAGUCAGCAAUGUGGUCUGUGUCUUACUUCAUGUGUUGUUUUUAUAAUUAAAAAUGGACUUAACUUUAACUUUACAAAGGAAGCUAGUGAUAAAAAUCCCUAGAUUUUCAAAGUUUAUCUCUGUUAUUGUUAAAGAAAUAUAUAAUACUUGGGAGACACAAAGCUGUGACCUUAUUCAAGUCACCCGCCAUCUUUGCACGCGCUCUAGGAUCGAUGGAAUAAAAGCAAUGUCACGUAGUAUUUCAGGGGGCAAACAAGUGAUAAAAUUUACCAAUACGAGUAAUUGCAUUCAAGUUUGUUUACUCUAUCAAAACAAGACAACAAUUUCACUGUCAUGCAAAAUGUACAUAUCAAGUUUUGGCAAGAAUUAUAUCCUUACCGUCUACCAUGAGGACAUCUACAGUCGCUACUGCAUACAAAAAAGUAGCAAUGAUCACUUCCACCCAUAUUUUGACUUUAUCGUCUUUGAGAUGACAAGGUGUUCAUUUCCUGUUGUCUAGGAUAAACAAACUCAACCAUGAUUUCUUGCAUUGGCAAUUUUUUUAUUUGUGUGCCUCCUGAGAAACCAUGUGCCAUUGCUUUUAUCCCAUCAGUCCUUAAGUGCAUGCAAAGAUGGCGGGUAUCAUGAAUAAGGUCUAUUCAUUCCACCAUAUGCACUACAGUAUGUCCCAUGGUAAGUAAAAGCAAGUUAAGGAGGGUUUUCACUAGUAACACUGUCAGAGUUAGGGUUGUAAUCAAAUUUAUUGAUUAUUCCACUAGGACUAUGUCACUUACCAUCAAGGAAAAAAAACUAGGUUGUCGGAGUAGAAAACAGAAGGAGAAUAAGUAAGCCAAUCCAGUGCGGGAACAUGCCUUGUGACUGGUUUAAUUGGUGAAAUUGAGCCUUGAUUAAAAUGGGAAAAAAAAUCAUGGCAAUUAUGUCUUUAUACAGGAGGAACAGCUUACUAUUGUAGUAGUGCCUGGGAUUGCUAACUGCACUGAGACGAAAUAUGUCCGUACUUUUACUGGCUAUGCUAUGCAACAUGGUUUUAAAGUAGCAGUCUUGAAUCAUCUUGGAGCCAAGAAGAAGGAAAGUUUGUCAACACCCAGGAUUUUCACUUAUGGUAAUUGAAAGGCAUUUAUGCUUUACUUUGCUCUUCUUCUUAUAACCCUUUCACCUGCAGAGUAAGUCAUCAAUAGAGUCCUAAAAGGUGGCUCUAUAACAGAAAUAUCCACUGUAUAUAGUCGUGACCAUUCAAAUGAAAGCUCUUUGGCAGUCCUUUAAAAUGUACUCUUUAUUUUCAAGAAUUAAAAAACAUGCAUGGCUUAAUUUUUACUAAUGUAUACAAAAGUGUAUAGAUUGUAUCUCCCAUAUCUCAAAUCCUCAGUCUUGAUUAAGAGUUAUUGCUAAGUUUCAUUAUGUAUGAAGAGUGUAUUCCUUCUGAUCCUUCCCAUCUCAGCCCUCACCCCACCCCUCUCAUCCACUUACCCCACCCUUCUUACCUGACCAUUCUACAGCACCCUCUAAUCUGAUUAUAAGUAGUACCCCACUCCACCCCCAUGCAACUUAAGUUAUCAUUACCCCACCCCUCUCAUCCACUUACCCCACCCUUCUUACCUGACCAUUCUACAGCACCCUCUAAUCCAAUUAUUAGUAUUACCCCACCCCACCCCUAUGCAACUAAAGUUAUCAAAAAUUAACGAGACUCUGUCCCUUCAGGUGGAACUGAAGAGCUUGCUGCUGUGGUGAACCAUCUUACUACUGUGCUCAAUCACAAACGACUCAUUGGUGUUGGAUUUUCCAUGGGUGCCAAUAUUCUUAUUAAAUACCUUGGUGAGGAGGCACCCAGGCAGGAGUGUUUUGAGUGUGGAAUCUCCGUUUGCCAAGGAUAUGACAUUUUAAGGUACCAGAUGGCAUUCUUCCUUACUGUACAGACUUUUUAUCAAAACUGUGUGAAGCCAAGAAUUAAUGUAUAUUAGUAUAGGUAAUAGCAUGAUUUGUAGUGAUAUUUGGCAUAAAUACCACGAGUGAUAUUUCGAAAUUGUUAUACGUAAUUUCACGAGCCGUUAGGCGAGUGAAAUUUGAGACUAUGCUAUUAUUUGUUUAUACUACUACCCACAAAAGGUUUGUAAUUUUCACAUGUAGGUAUUUCAAAUUAAGCUGAAAUACCACUGCUCUAAGCCAAUCAAAUUGCAGAAAUUUCUGAUGUAGUAGUAUAAACAGAUUUAUUAUAAUAGAUAAGUAAGUUACUUAAGGAUAUCAUUAUAAGGUAGAGAAACAACAGUUUAUGAAGUCGGUACAAGGUUGCUCCAUGGUUGAUAAGUGGUGACAAAACUUGCAUGUGGCUCAUUACCCCUUUAUUCUCCUAAUUACAUAAAUUUUGAUGCCAUCCUCUUAUAUUUAUAACUGAGCAGUAGCACGGUAAAAGUAAAUCCAUUUGCUACUUAACUACAGUCAAACCUCUUCUUAUGGACACAUGAGUCUAUAAUACAGGGAGACACCUCUCUAUCAUGGACAGUUCUCACUUGGUCCUAAAGAUGCCAAACUUUAUACAAUCCCUACUUCUAUAAUGCAGACACCUCAAUGAUAUGGACACAUGGGUGUGUCUCCAAUUCCAUAAAACAGACACCUCCCUAUGUGGACAGUUUUUUGGUCCCAAAGAUACAUGUAAUUCUUGCCUCUAUAAUGCUGACACCAUUGGGAUGUAGACACUUGGGCAUGGCUCCCCGUUUAUAAUACAGGCCCCACCCAGACAGUUCUUUUCAUCCCAAAGAUACCGAACUUCAUACAGUCGCUACUUCUAUAAUACAGACAUUUCAGUCUGUGAUGUGGACACUUAGGUGUAUCUCCCCUUCCAUGAUACAAACACCUCCCAAGCACAGCUCUUUGCAGGGGCACCCAACGAGAAUAUAGUUUAAAACCCCUUAAAAUGGCAUUGUUAAAUGUAUUUUAGUAUUUAAACGGUAGAUAUAGGCAUAUUUUUAACCCCUAAAAAUUUUUCAUCAGUUCGGAUUUCCUAGCUGAAAGUCUAAGUCAUCCGAAGAUUAUAGGGAUUAAAACUUACCUUUUCGAACAUUUCAGCUAGAAAAAAGGCUCCCGAAUAUUCUAGGUGACAUUUUUAGGGUAAAUAUCCGUUAAAAAAUAGGUAAUUAUACCAUUUUUUAGAUAUUCGAAAAUCCUAGGAGAGGCAGCAAGCAAGAAAUUUUACAACAAAUGUUCCGAAAAUUCUAGAUCUUAAAUCGUCUUCCGAACAGAUAUUUUCCGAAAGUUGACGUUGGGUGCCCCUGUCUUUGGUCCCAAUACAGUCAAACCUCUUUAAUACGGACACCAAAGGGACAGAACCAAGUGUCCGCUUUACAGAGGUGUCCGUAUUAUAGAGGUAGGGAAUGUAUGAGUUUUGGCAUUUCUGGGACCAAACGAACUGUCCUUAAUAGAGAGGUGUCCGUAAGGAGAGAUUAGACUGUAGUACUAAACCUCAUACAAUCCCUACCUCUACUACACAGACAUCUCUGUAAAGUGAACUCUUGGAUCUGUUUUUUUAGUUUUCAUGUGAAGGAGGUUUCACUUCAUUUGUUUGUUUGUUCGUUUGUUUGUUUUUUCGUUCAGGGCAAAGAGUCUUCUUCAGGACUGGGGUGGGCUUCGCCGAUUUUACAACUGGGGCAUCACACAGACUAUGAAGAAAGUUAUUGAUCGGCACGUGAAGGUGUUGUUCCAUGGCCCUAACUUCACUUCCCCUAAGCACAAGUCAUCCAUUCAUCAUGUGCGAUCAUCGUCUUCCCUAGAUGAACUUGAUGAUGUCUUUAUUAAGUACGUGGUUUGCUUGCUUUUUUUUUCUUGAAAAAUCAACAAAUCAGAAAACUACCAGAACUAGCUUAGAAAGAUCAUUUUGAAAUCUUCCAGAGGAAUCUGAAUAUAAACGUUGCCAUUAUGUGGUGAACCUAGGCGGUCGAAAAAGAAUCUGUAUGUAAUUCAGGAUUGACCGGGGUUUGAACUCCGACCUUUGCGAUGAUCUAAUAAUGACGUCCUUUGUUUACCCUCGGAAGUCUUUGAAGCACUGAUGCUAGUGGGGCCCAGAAAAUGCCUGAAACAAGUUAUUUAAAUCAAACUUAACAAAGUUCAGAAUACCACCUGGCCGGGUGCAAAGCACUUGGCUAUUUAAAAGCGUCGACGAGGAUUUGAAAUCCGGACUACUGAGAACAAAUCCAGCUAGCGGUCAGGUCCGGACUUGAACUCGGGGCCUUAACCCUUUAAGCCCUAAGAGUGAUCAGCAUCAAAUUUCUCCCUGUCAUAUCAAUGCUUUGUAAAACAGAGUGGUCAUGAGAAUUACGGACAUGAUCACUCAAGAUGAAUUUGCCUGAUAUUUUAUCAACUUCUUCCCACUACUUCUUUAAGAAAUUAAUAGAGGCAACAAAUGAGAAUUCAAAUUUUGAUCUUAGGGUUUAAAGGGUUAAAUUACAAGUCUAGCGCUGUAACCCGCUCAGCCACGCUGCCUCCCUGAUCUCAUUGGAGAAAAGGAAAAAAACUGUGAGUUCGUAAUAAACCCAAUGACAGAACGUUUAAGUUUCUUUCAAAAAAGAAAAUUGAAUAUGCGAAUGUAAGAGCUUAGUAACCCUCCCUUCUUCUGAAGCUCCAUGAGACCGGACUCAGAGGAGUAUCCGCGGAAAAAGGAGAUUUUAGGAAAAAAUGAAGAAGAUUUUAGAAAAUAAUGCCUCACGUAGUGGUACUUCUACGUCUACGGCCACUUCUUAGUAGAUUCUCAACGCCAACGCGCUUUGCAGAGAAGGUAGCAGGCUUCAGGCGUUCAGAUGGUAGGGAGUGGCGCGAAAUGAGGAUUGGAGCGAAAAAAUGAAAAUGUGGAAAGAGUGAAAGAAGAGUGAGAGAACCCUUCCUCGCCGAUGUCCCCAGUCCCCUCUCUAUUUUCCCUCGAAUUCUCUACUUCGCGCCACUUUUAGCGUGCUAGCAAGCUCUCUAUGGCACCACGCCGCUUUCUUCUCUUUGAGCGCCUGAAACAGGCUACGUAGAAGCAAGCCUUCAGGCCUCAUCUCAUAGAUCAGUUAUUUUGUUAAAGCAAACAUUGUUCUAAUCCAGUUGCUUUUAUUAUGACCCAGAAAAAUGGCAGGAUUUAACCAUUUGGACGAGUUUUAUGCAGUGAACAGUUCAUGCAACUAUAUCAACCAGGUAACGUCUUGUGCAUUUGCAAGCUGACCUAACUUCUACUGUGUGAGCAUGGGAUUCCGCCUAACUUUUAUUCUAACAUAUCCAAGACAGUCUUGGAUCCUGGAUUCCAGUAUUUGUUGCUGGAACUUGAAUUCUGGACUCCAAUCUCAAUCGUUAGUAGGAUUCCGGAUUCCUUGAGCUGUAUUCCGGAUUCCAAAGCCCAGGAUCCCUGAUUCCCCAAGCAAAAUUUUCCCGGAUUCUGGAAUCCGGAUUGCCUUACAUGGGGCGAAACUCUUGAUGGUUACAGUUGUUUUCUUGGUGACCGGUCGUUUCGCCUAUGACUCGUUUCGCUGACGUCCCGUUCGCUAACGUCUAAUGUCGUUCCGCUAAGAAGCGAAACGAGCGCUGCGCCUGUGUAUGCUUCGUUCUCUCAGCCCUGAUCAGGUGAUGGCAGUUAGGGAACUGACCCAACACGUACGCGAAACGACUUCAGAAGUUAGCGAACAGGAUGUUGGCGAAACGACCGUAAACCGUCUUCUUUAUCGACCUCAUUGAUUCAUUUCUCGGCAGAUAAAGAUUCCAGUGCUUUUGUUAAAUGCCUUGGAUGAUCCUUUGGUACCAGAAGAACUAUUUGUUACUCCACAUAAUCACGUCAGUAAGUAUCGUUAAGUAGGAGACAAGGUAGAGGUCUCAGUGAUGUUCAUACUCGUAUCAAAAGUGAUCAACAGAAAGUUAAUUUACAAUAUGUAAAUAUGCGGCCAAGUGUAAUGCCCGGUGUAUACAUUCUCAUCCACUGUAACUGUUUAUAAUGACUGACUGCCGGACUGACUGUCUGACUGACUAACAGUCCGAUUGACCGACUGACUGACUGACUGACUGACUGACUGACUGACUGAAUAAAUGACUGAAGCGCUGUUAGGUAAGCUUACGUCUCCGUUGGUCAAAUGUGCUCUGACCAGAUGGUGCCUUAAAUGCGGAGAAAGUAUUGCCCCUAUCGGUAAAACUCAUUAUUUUAUAAGUGAAAAUAGUGUAUUCUUAGUCCCAGUUGAAACGUCGAACUUUUCAUGUGCCGAACCUAAUUCCUUCAAUUAAGUACAUGAAGAGAUCGACGUUUGAAUCAAUUAAGUCCGACAUGUCUAAUUUGCGUCGACCAUGAAUUAAGAUCGAGUGGCCCACAAGGGAAUUUCGACUGUGGAACGACUUCGUUUCAAACGUCGAACUUCUCUUGUGCCGAACCUAAUGCAUAAAUUACUAAAAUUUGUUUUCACUUGUAAGCAUUUUAGACCAUUGAACAUCGUGAAAAUGAAUUGAGUCCGACUAAUUAAGUUCGACGUCUGAAUCAACCGUCGAACUUGUGUCAUUUGGGUCGACCUAAUAGGCCAUUUCCGAGUUCCAAAAAAUCUCACUUUCAAAGCGAGGCUAAGUGCGAAACCUUUGUUGUGAAAAUGAGUUUUAAUUAUAAUGCAAAUAAAACUCAUUUUCACAACGAAGAUUUCGCACGUAGCCUCGUUUUGAAAGUGAGAUUUUUUGGAACUCGGAAAUGCCUAUGGCCUAUUCGAUAUUAAGUUCGGUACAUGAAAAGAUCGAUGUUUGAACUGGGCCUUAAAGCUUUCGCUGGGGUAAAAUCUGUUCUUCACGUUUGUAUUUUUUUUAGAAUGCAAUGAAUCAGCGCUGUUCGUCGUGACCUAUCAUGGCGGCCAUCUUGGAUUUUACGAGGGAGGGGUUCUUGACGUUUCACCGCUCAGUUGGAUGGAUAAAGCUUUAAUUCAAUACAUCAAGGCGGUAAUGAAAGUAAAACGAUCCAGCAAAGACUCCUCUUCAUCCAGCGAAAGAAAUGAUUGUGUAAUUGCUUCCUGA
Messenger RNA from Porites evermanni, 7751 nucleotides. The record is from the annotation of a GenBank genome assembly. Lineage: Eukaryota; Metazoa; Cnidaria; Anthozoa; Scleractinia; Poritidae.